Messenger RNA from Plasmodium gonderi, 3033 nucleotides. Its product is annotated as farnesyltransferase beta subunit. Lineage: Eukaryota; Apicomplexa; Aconoidasida; Haemosporida; Plasmodiidae. The transcript has a single exon. Gene Ontology annotation, biological process: protein farnesylation. The coding region runs from base 1 to 3033 and encodes 1010 amino acids. Gene Ontology annotation, molecular function: protein farnesyltransferase activity. The record is from RefSeq and is a predicted model, not a curated record. Gene Ontology annotation, cellular component: protein farnesyltransferase complex.
AUGUAUCCUUGUGACACGUACACUCUAAGAUUCAAUAAAAAUAUAUAUUUAGCAGAAUUGUUAUUAGAGUUAACAAAAUAUGAAAAAAAAAAAGAUGGAUACAAACCAGAUUUUGAAAAUGAUGAACAUUACAACUAUUUAGAAAAUCUUAUUCUGUUAUUAUUUAAAUAUGUUUUUAAUUUAAGUAAAGAAAAUGACAUUGACUACAAAGAUUACUACCACAAUGACUAUUAUUGUACCAGCUCUUCUGAAAACUUAAGCGAAAUUUUAAUAAAUUCCAGUGAGAACGAUGGAGAAGUAUCCAACAUUUUCCCCCACAAGGAAAUGAAUGCGCAAAAAAAAACACAUAUCCGUAUUAAUGAAAAUAGAGUAGACAAAGAUAAAUUCAGAAAUGUAAUAAUGGAAGAAUGGGAUAAUAUGGAAGUAAAUUACAAAGUAGUAGAUCCAAAUGUUGAUAACAGUUUCAACACAGCUUCUAGUAUAAAUUCUAGUUUAACAUCCAAUUCAAUGUCUAACUUAAAAUUGAACUCAACUUCGAUAGCAGGUUCUCAUAAUAAGGUAGAUGAGAAUCAUCAUAGAAACGGACACAUGAAAAAUGUCAAUGAAAAUAGAGAAGCACACAAAAAACAAAAUCUGGAAGAACCAUUUCAUGAAAAUAAUAAUAAUCAUGUGUAUGAGAAUUUUUUCAAUUUUGAUUUAAAAUGUAACAAAAAUACACAAACAUUAAAGGAAAAGAAAAAAGUAGAAAAGCAAAUAUUGAAUAUCUACUAUAAGUCUUUUUUAUCCACUAUUAUUGAUAUGCUUUUAAAUAAUUCCAGUGUGGAAAUUUCAGAUAUUAUUUUAUUCUUCAUUUUUGAUAACGUUGGAAAUAUUGACCAUAUUAGUUCCUUUUUUUCCAAAGGCUAUUACACCUUUGAGCUAAUAAAUACCUAUAUUCAACAGUACAAAUAUAGUAAUGACAAAACAGUUUUAAAUAAAGUCACAUAUAAACACACACACGCAGACAAUUCAACCCUUUUUGAAAAAUGUUCUAAAAAAAAUUGUGUUAAAAGUCUUUGCACGAUAGGACAAGGUAAUGAAGAGAAUACACAAAAUGAAGAAGAAAAUUUUGAGAAAAUACAAAAUAGAAAGGAAUUUUUCCCCCACAAGGAGGCCCAAAACAAUUCAGUAGGAAGCACAUUUCUGCAUGAGCAAAUGUUACAACAGAAAAGUGAAGAAUACCAUGUUGUCAAUACUGAUGCUGAAAAAUUGGGAAAUAAUAUCACCACGAACAACACAAGCUGGAAGCAUGAAGGGGAAAGUAUUUCCAUUUAUAUAGACGAAAUAUUACAAAAAAAAAAAAAAAAUGCAAACACUACACCCGUAGCAGGUAAUGAACAUUGGGACAUUUCUAAACUAAAAAACGUUCACAUUAAAGAUGACACACUAAUUGUUGAAAAUUUUUAUUUCAAGUUAAACAAAUCUUCUGUUCUGCUCAAUAAAUUUAUCAGUGUAUUAAAUAUACAUUUAGAAAAACAAAAACAUUUCAAAUUUUGCACUGAUAUAUUUUUUAUAAAAAAUUUAAGGCUAAGUUUUUUGGAAGCGUCUAAACCUUGGAUUUUCUAUUGGUGUAUUCACAGCAUUUACAUUUUAUAUAAUGACAUAGAAAUUGAGCAGAAAUUAGGCAAAACCACUUUUACUUAUAUAAAAAAUUGUGUCUUCCUCUAUUUAAACAAAAUUAAAAAUGAAGAUGGUGCUUUUGGAGGUGGACUAAAUCAGUAUACGCACAUAGCAACUACCUAUGCUACUGUAUGCGUAUUCAUAUACUUACACGAUGAAGAAAACAAUUUUCUAAGUUUUCUGGAUAAAAAAAAAUUGCAUUCUUAUAUCCUUAAAUUAAAAUGCAAAGAUGGCUCAUUUAGGCUACAUAAAAAUGGAGAAAUAGAUAUGAGGGGAACGUACUGUGCCAUAUCAAUAUGUUCCAUGUGUCAUAUACUAACUAAUCAAGUAAAAAAGAAUGUGGAAAAAUAUAUUUUAUCUUGUCAAAAUUAUGAAGGAGGAUUUACGAGUGAAAAAUUCCAAGAAAGUCAUGGAGGUUAUACAUAUUGUGCAUUAGCUACUUUGUGUAUACUAGGAAAAAUUAAAAAAGUAAACAUAAAUAACUUAAUGCAAUGGUUACUUAAUAAACAAGGGAAUUUAGAAGGUGCAUUUAUGGGAAGAACAAACAAGUUGGUGGAUGCUUGCUAUUCAUUCUGGAUUGGAUCCAUUUUCUUUUUAAUAAAUGAGAUAUAUAUCUUAAAAGAAUUCUUACAGCAAAGCAAAAUCGAAGAUAAAAAUAAACACGUUCUCGGAAGUGAUAAAAUUGAGAAUAAUACUGGUUAUCAUAACCCUAAUGACCUAAACAAUUCUGAAAAAUGGAAUGUAAAAAAAAGCGAAUGUAAGGUAAAGAAUGUACACCAUUUUAUAGACUUAAUGGAUAAACAUGAAACGUGCAACAUUCAUAACAAAAAUGCAUAUACUAAGAACCAUGAUAACAUAUAUUAUUCUGAUGCAAAUGAAUCCCUUCUUCAUUCAAGCGAACAUAAAAUGACUCUCAAAUCUGACAAUUUUAACUAUAACAACCAAUCAAUCACAACACAAACGCACACAGAACAAAUCAAAUUUGAAAAUUAUAAACAUAAGCAUAUUGAAAAAAAAGUAAUGUUUAAUAUGAAUUAUCUAAAACUUUAUUUACUUGUUUGUUCUCAAGGAAAUAAGGGUGGAAUGAAAGACAAACCAAUGGAAAAAGUUGACUAUUAUCACACGUGUUAUGCUUUAAGUGGAUUGUCAUUAAUACAAAAUUACAUGUCAUCACAUGUGCCCGAUGCUGAUGAGAUAAGCAUGCAGGACAAUAUGAAUCAGUUGAACAAAAUACAUAUUUUAUAUAAUGUAACUCUUUCAAAAGUUUAUAAAUGCUACACUUACUUUUCUCCCGAUUUUCCAUUAAAUAAAAAUAAGGUUAAUUAUAGAGUUGGCAAAGGUGCUUAUUUAUAUUUGAAAAGACUCUUUUGUUGA